Protopolystoma xenopodis is the source of this 696-nucleotide messenger RNA. The record is from the annotation of a GenBank genome assembly. Lineage: Eukaryota; Metazoa; Platyhelminthes; Monogenea; Polystomatidea; Polystomatidae.
AUGGAUUCCGACUUUAAUUACAGACAACCAGGCUUUUUUUAUUAUCCCUCUUUGGGUCUUAUCAACUUAAACAAUUUCAAGGACAGCUUAAGCACUGGAAGCUGCAUACAACCACCUUCAUUUGCGCACAGUAUGCCACCAAAUAGUGCCGAAUUGAAGCCGACCUCAUCUCAAUUAUUAUCCAGAUCGACUUUGCGACCCAGUAUGUCCUGCUUGCCGUCUGAAGGAAGACCAAAAUAUCGAGCACUGUCCACUUCUAUGGCCAAACCAAUGUCAAUUUCUUCAGAAAUUUUGAACUCUCUUUACUCCUCCUCUCCCUUUUCUUCUCUUGCCACAAUUCCUGAAGCAGUUCCUUUUUGGGCAGAUGAAUCGAAUAUCACUUCGAUGGAUGCAUCCCCUCUCAUCAGUUUUCCAAAUACUCGCUUUAUUAAAAACCCAUCUUUACUCCCUAUCUCUGAAUCUUCGCAAAAUACGUUUUUCUCUGAUGGCUUGACCACCUGCCUGCUUUGUGCCACCGCCCCGGUUACUGUUGUAACGUCAACCUUGCCUGAAGUAUGCCCGGCCGCUGCGAUUCCGAAUAGCUUGAACCCUCAAUUAGACAUGAGUUUGUUUACAACUUCUUGUUCGUCAGUCUCAAGCCCUUCUUCAACUGUGGGAUUAAUUCAGGCUCCAUUCUCCCGUUCGAGCCCUUAUACU